Molecule: messenger RNA, 582 nt
Organism: Mesorhabditis belari
Lineage: Eukaryota; Metazoa; Nematoda; Chromadorea; Rhabditida; Rhabditidae
Source: the annotation of a GenBank genome assembly
AUGAGAUCUUUAAGCAUACAGCUUAUUUUCUGUGUAUUUCUUUUCAAUUCAAUCGCCGCUGAUGAGCAUUUAAAUGAAAAACAAUGCAGUACAAAAUGCUCGGUGACUUUUGAUAAAACGGUGAAGUGUUUUGAUGAAACACUGCAAUUCUUUCAACAAACUCUCAUGGGAACGAUGAGACAAUAUGUGCAUGUACAGCAAGUGAUCUCAACUUUGAACAACGCGGUCACAUUGGAUCCCGAUGUUGCAGCCAAUCAUGCAGAAAACUCGAUGAAAAAGAUGAAAAUCUACAGUGAAAGCAACAUGAAUGAAAUGUACUCGCCUGAGGAUGCGAAAGAUGUUGUGAGAAAACUGACUCUUGAUGUGAAUGCGAAAUUCGUCGAUUUGCCUGUAACUUGUCCUGGUGGUUGUGAGACAUCACUUUCUCCUUGGUUGCCAAUCUUUAUCGCUUCAGCUACUUUGAAUAUCGUCUUCUUCCUUCUGGCUGCUGGGACCAUGUUGUUAGCCACAAAGAGAGAGGAGAGACAAGCAGCAAAAAUCUUUCAAGAAGCUCUCAUCACCACUCAUGGAAUCAAGAAAGAU